GAGUAUAUGUAAAUUCUUUACUCCUUAGCCAUAAAGAAUUUCCGAAAGAAGAACUAAAGUAUUUGAUAUAUAAAUAAUUGGCCAUCUCCAGAAAAGCAAAAAUCGUUUGUAAGAAGUGUUUGUAAUAAGUCUGAUCACUGACCAGUGUCAACAUCCCCAAUCUCGGUCUAUUCCAAUGGAGAUUUGGUUCAUCAUCCUCGCCUCUCUCUGCAUCUCUGCAGCCCUUAAAUCCCUCCUGGAUCUACUCUCAUUCAACCAGAAGAAGCUCCCACCAGGUCCCUUUACUGUGCCCAUCAUAGGCAACUUCUUAUGGAUUCGUAAAUCCUUCUACGAUAUUGAAAUCAUUCUUCGCAAUCUACGCACCAAGUACGGCUCCAUCAUCAAGCUUCAGAUUGGCUCUCGCCCAUCCAUCUUCAUCGCCAACCAUGAGCUCGCGCAUAAGGCUCUCAUCCACCACGGCGCCACCUUCGCCGAUCGUCCUCCAGCUCUCGCACCCAACCGCGUCAUUUCCAGCAACCAGCACAGCAUCAGUUCUGCUGCCUACGGCCCACUCUGGCGUCUCUUCCGGCGGAAUCUCACCCACGAGAUCCUCCACCCUUCACGGAUCAAGUCCUACGGCAACGCCCGCGUCUGGGUUUUGGAGAUACUAACCAACAAGUUCAGAGAACAAGCCAAUUCCGGACAACCCGUUUGCGUCAUGGAUCACUUCCGGUACGCCAUGUUCUGCUUGUUGGUGCUCAUGUGCUACGGAGAAAAGCUCGAUGAGAAGAUUAUCAAAGACGUCGAAUCCGUUCAGAGGAAGAUGAAUACCAGUUUUGGUCGAUUCAGUGUACUGGCUUACAUGCCAAGAUUGGGAAAGAUUGUAUUCAGAAAGAAGUGGAACAAGCUCUAUUAGCUAAGGCACAAUCAGGAAAGCGUUCUUAUUCCUCUAAUAAGAGCCYGACAAGAGCAAGAGAAGAAAUUACAGAACAACGAAGGAAAGACGGAUGACACCGUCGUCUGCUAUGUCGAUACACUGCUCAGCCUUCAACUCCCAGAUGGAAGAAGGAAGCUGACGGAGGAGGAGAUAGUGAGCUUGUGCUCGGAGUUUCUAACCGCCGGCACUGAUACAACAUUCACGGCGUUGCAGUGGAUCAUGGCAAACCUGGUGAAGUAUCCACACAUCCAAGCAAAGUUGUUCUCAGAGAUCGAAGGAGUGGUAAACUCCGGCUCAGAGAUCAAAGAAGAAGAUCUGCAGAAGAUGCCGUAUCUGAAGACGGUAGUAUUAGAGGGUUUGAGAAGGCAUCCACCUGCACAUUUCGUGCUACCGCACGCAGUUAGAGAGGAUAUCACCAUAGAUGGGUAUGUGAUACCGAAGAAUGCUGCAGUGAAUUUCAUGGUAGCGGAGAUGGGAUGGGACCCAAAAGUAUGGAAGGCCCCGAUGGAGUUCAAGCCGGAGAGAUUCUUGACUGGUAAUGUUGAUGGAGGGAAAGUGUUUGAUAUUACGGGGACCGGGGAAAUUAAGAUGAUGCCAUUUGGUGCUGGAAGGAGAAUCUGUCCUGGUCUUGGCUUGGCUUUGCUUCAUCUGGAGUAUUUUGUAGCCAAUUUGAUCAGGGACUUUGAGUGGACGGCUGUGGAUGGAGAUGAAAUUGAUUUGUCUGAGAAAGUGGAGUUCACCGUGGUUAUGAAAAAUCCUUUGAGGGCCCACAUAUCUCCAAGGAUGAAAAAGAAUAUCUCCAUCACAAGGUCUAUUUAGGGGGCUCACACAUACUGAAUAGAUUAAUAGAAUAUAUUAUUUGAUA
Nelumbo nucifera (sacred lotus) is the source of this 1781-nucleotide messenger RNA. The record is from RefSeq and is a predicted model, not a curated record. Lineage: Eukaryota; Viridiplantae; Streptophyta; Magnoliopsida; Proteales; Nelumbonaceae.